Messenger RNA from Trichoderma reesei QM6a, 597 nucleotides. RefSeq names its product aspartate racemace. The transcript is spliced from 2 exons. NCBI's taxonomy places the organism in Eukaryota, Fungi, Ascomycota, Sordariomycetes, Hypocreales, Hypocreaceae. Bases 1 to 597 code for a protein of 198 amino acids. The record is from RefSeq and is a predicted model, not a curated record.
AUGAAGACAAUCGGAAUCAUUGGCGGCAGCACUGACUUGGCUACGGUUGAGUACUACAAGCUCAUCAAUGCGCAUGUUAGAGCAAAGCUAGGAGGCCUCCACACUGGCGAGAUUAUCAUCAACUCCAUGAACUUUGAGCGAAGCGCACACUUCGUGACCAACAACCUCUGGAAUGAAGGAGGAGAGUAUCUGCAUAGAAAGGCGCUGAGCUUGGAGAGGGCGGGAGCCGACUUCAUCAUCUGCGUUUCGAACACGUGGCAUCGAGUCUCUGAGGCUUUCAUGAAGGACUCUGGGUAUUUGCCAAAGGAGUUUGGCAGCCGCUUCGGCAUAACCAUUGUCGUACCAACGGAAGAAGAACAAACUUAUAUCGACGACGUCAUCUUCAACGAGCUCGCCAAAUCCCAGUUUACCGAUGAAUCAAGGCACGGAUAUCUAAACAUCGUGGACAAGCUGGUCUCUCGAGGCGCGCAGGGUGUCAUUCUGGGGUGUACGGAGAUUCCAUUACUCAUCGAACAGAAAGAUCGGCCAAGUAUCCCAUUGUUUAAUACAUUGGAGCUGCAUGCUCGAGGUGCUGCGGAAAUGGCGCUGGCGGGCUAG